Mixia osmundae IAM 14324 is the source of this 393-nucleotide messenger RNA. RefSeq lists its product as uncharacterized. Gene Ontology annotation, cellular component: U6 snRNP; P-body; spliceosomal tri-snRNP complex. Gene Ontology annotation, biological process: spliceosomal snRNP assembly; mRNA splicing, via spliceosome; nuclear-transcribed mRNA catabolic process. The record is from RefSeq and is a predicted model, not a curated record. The annotation marks the transcript as partial. Gene Ontology annotation, molecular function: U6 snRNA binding. NCBI's taxonomy places the organism in Eukaryota, Fungi, Basidiomycota, Mixiomycetes, Mixiales, Mixiaceae. The transcript has 6 exons.
GCUUCCUCUGACUUGAGCUGACUACCCAGCGAUCGUUAAGAUGCUUCCGGACUCGCUACUUCAAGCAGCGCUAGGGAAACCUAUGCUCGUAGAGCUCAAGAAUGGCGAGACUUUUAACGGCCAUCUGUCAGGCGCAGACAACUUUAUGAAUCUCACCCUCAAAGAAGUCUACCAGACCUCUGCAAAUGGCGAUCAGUUCUGGAAACUGCCAGAAUGUUACCUCAAGGGUCACAUGAUCAAAUACGUUCGAGUGGCAGACAAUGUACUCGACACGGUCAAAGAGCAAGAGGCAGAAUUCAGAGCACGAGCAAGUACGAGAGGGAAGAGACCGACCGGACCAGUCCAAGGUACACGAGGCGGACGAGGGGGAGCAGCACAACGCGGCAGAGGAGG